UGCCAGCUUCCUUGGCCCUGAAGUCAUGGCCUUAGGUCUCCUGUGGCUGGGCCUUGUCCUGCUGGGGGCCUUGCAGACCCAGGCCCAAGAUUCCACCCCAAACCUGAUCCCAGCCCCGCCUCUGCGCAGGGUCCCUCUGCAGCCUGACUUCCAGGAUGAGCAGUUCCAGGGAAAAUGGUAUGUCUUAGGACUGGCAGGGAGUGAAUUUAAUAAAGAAAAACACAGCCAGUUUAAGAUUUACUCCACCACUUACGAGCUAAAUGAAGACAACAGCUACAAUGCCACCUCUACCCUGGCCUGGAACCAGACCUGUGACCACUGGCUCAGAACUUUCAUCCCAACUUUGUGGCGAGGCCAAUUCACCCUGGGCAACAUUGAGCGAUACACUGGAAUCCAGAGGUACAUUUUACGAGUGGCAGCCACAGACUACGUCCAGUUUGCCAUGGUGUUCUUCAAGAAGAUUUACAAACACCAGGAGUACUUCAAGAUCACCCUUUAUGGGAGGACCAAGAUGCUGACCCCUGAACUGAAGGAAAACUUCAUCACCUUCGCCAAAUCGUUGGGCCUCACAGAUCACCACAUAAUCUUCGCUAUCCCCAUUGGUAAUCACCAGGUGGAGAGAGGAGAGGGCCAUAUGGGAACUGUCCAGGUCUGAUGUUGCCUCACUAUGGAAGGGGGGAGAGGAGGGAUGCAGACCCCUGCCAUGGUCACUGGAGUCUCAGGAUCCACUUUGGUUUCAGGAAGACGCUGCCACAAUCAGGGUUCUGGGCCCCUAGUGUUCCUCCCUCACCCUCGCUCGGGCCUGCCCACAUGAGAAUUGCAGGCAUGGGGCAAAGCUUCCUCAGUCUCCUUGCCUGGCCACCUCCCCCUUUGCCUUGGGACUGGCUCACCACUGACCUAGGAGGUGCCCUUGUCUUCAGGCUGCCUGGCCUGGGCAGGUGCCUCCCAAAGCCUGAGGGUCUGUCAGGACUCAGCAGGUAAACAGGCAGAAGGCUUGGUGCCCAAGCAGGAACUUGACUGGGCCUCACCUUCCUCCUUUGAAGAACGGGUGUCACCCAGGUCUGCUUGUCCUCAGGCCUCUCCCCCAGUCCCUGCUCCAUCAUCCAGCCUUCUGCUGUACCAUCCACAAAGGGAACCCCCAGAGCUUCUGUGGCUGGACUAGGCUGAGGCCCAGGGUAACCCAGGGGCAGUGCAGGAGUCCUGGAGGUCAGGGAUCCCCCACACACCCCUGCCCAUGCUGACCACUCUGUCCCACACAGAUGAGUGCAUGGAUGAGUGAGCAAGUGUGUGGUAAGUAUGGUUGGAGUGGGGACUGAUGGGAGCCAGGGUGCAUCUGGGAGGGGGUCCCAGGUC
Messenger RNA from Acinonyx jubatus (cheetah), 1353 nucleotides. RefSeq names its product neutrophil gelatinase-associated lipocalin-like. NCBI's taxonomy places the organism in Eukaryota, Metazoa, Chordata, Mammalia, Carnivora, Felidae. The record is from RefSeq and is a predicted model, not a curated record. Gene Ontology annotation, molecular function: small molecule binding. The coding region runs from base 26 to 655 and encodes 209 amino acids. The transcript is spliced from 5 exons.